This is a messenger RNA of Prunus avium (sweet cherry), 1041 nucleotides long. Lineage: Eukaryota; Viridiplantae; Streptophyta; Magnoliopsida; Rosales; Rosaceae. The record is from RefSeq and is a predicted model, not a curated record.
UUCUUCGUCGACCGUGCUGGUCAAAAGGUUUCACCUUGGCAUGAUAUACCUUUGCAAGUGGGUAAUGGUGUAUUCAACUUUGUGGUUGAAAUACCCAAAGAAUCGAGUGCAAAGAUGGAGCUUGCUACUGAUGAGCCACACACUCCGAUAAAGCAGGAUACAAAGAAAGGAAAACUUCGUUACUAUCCCUACAAUAUAAAUUGGAAUUAUGGAUUGCUUCCACAAACAUGGGAAGACCCAUCCCUUGCUAAUGGUGAAGUUGAAGGAGCAUUUGGGGAUAAUGAUCCAGUUGAUGUUGUUGAGAUAGGCGAAAGUCGGAGAAAGAUUGGCGAGGUUCUCAAAGUAAAGCCCUUGGCUGCAUUAGCUAUGAUUGAUGAAGGGGAACUUGACUGGAAAAUUGUUGCAAUUUCAUUGGAUGAUCCCAAAGCUUCUCUUGUCAAUGACAUUGAUGAUGUUGAGAAGCAUUUUCCGGGGACUCUCACUGCAAUAAGGGACUGGUUUAGAGACUACAAGAUCCCUGAUGGAAAGCCUGCUAACAAGUUUGGUCUUGGCAACAAAGCUGCAAACAAGGAUUAUGCUCUUAAGGUCAUAACCGAAACCAAUGAAUCAUGGGCUAAGCUUGUCAAGAGAUCAAUUCCUGCUGGAGAUCUGUCACUUGCAUAGAUGGCUGCUCGAAGUGAAACUCCGGGCAUUUAUUAUUUUGUACUUUUGGCGAUUCAUUAGAGAUUUUUCCUUUUGACCCCAAGUCUUCUGUAGUAUUUUGUAGCAUGAGUAAAAUAACAACUCGGUCUCCUUACUGGACAGUUGAUUAUAUUUCAUUAGCUGGUAACUACGCUUCUGCUGCAUGUAUGGGGUGUGAUUUCACCAAAAGGUACAUUUCGAAUCAGUUACUAUAGUCAAAUUGGCUUUGAAUGUGGAAGUAUUCCUGUUCUGUUACUGUUGCGAUGCUCGGAGAAUGCCGAACUGCUAGAAUUUUCGCCUUUGACUUUUGUCAUGAUUCUUGUGUUCCACCCUAAUUCUUUUUCUCCCCCCUCUUUGAUA